GACUAAUCUUUAUAAAACCCCACCAACCACAACUGAGUUUAGAAAUUAGAACCUGAUGCCACCAAUCAUCUCCUCCAGUAAAUUAUUGUAGUCUGUAGAUGUACUGUAUGUUGGUCCCAGUCUCAUGAGUCUCAAAUUAUCAAUUAAUCCUAAUUCUGUUUCUUAAAUCCCAAAAGCAAAGGAAAAAAGAUACAGAGCUCAAAGAUGAGUGUUGAUUACUGGAUGAAAUGGCAAGUCCCUGUUUGUGGAUUGAUUAUUGUAAUCCCAGCUGCAGUUGCGAUCAAUCUGAUCAAGAAAAGAAUCAGAAAUGGAGAAGAUGAAACCCAGAAUUUGAAGCAGUCUAAAUUAAUAUUAUGGGUUCCUUGCUGGAGAAAUCUCAACCCCAAAUGGCUUCUUCUCUACAGAGCUUCAGCCUUUAUUACAAUGGCGUACCUUCUCUACCAGAUGAUUCUUUUUUCUGGCCUUUUUGCUUUCUAUUUCUAUACCCAGUGGACAUUUGCAUUGGUUAUGGUCUAUUUUGCGAUUGGGAUCAUCAUUUCUGCCCAAGGAUGCUUUAUGACAUCUACAGAGAAAGGACCAGCAAGAAGUGCGGAGAAAGACAAAUUUCUGAAAAAUGGUUCAGAUAGCAGCAAAUCUGCUGCUGCUUUGGGUUCAAAGAAGGGAGAAGGCAGCAGUAGCUUGCAAAAUCAUGACAGUAAUGAUGAAGCUCAAGGAGUCGGAUUCUUAGGGUCUCUUAUGCUAAUUGUUUACCAGAUUUCUGCAGGAGCUUCAGUGCUUACAGACUUAGUUUUUUGGUGUAUAUUGGUGCCAAUGAUGGCAGGAAAACAAUUUGAGCUUACCUUGCUGAUAGGAUUUAUUCACUCACUGAAUGCAGUCUUCCUGGUCAUUGAUUCGCUUCUUAAUGCACUUCCAUUUCACUGGUUUGGGUUUAACUAUUUUAUACUUUGGAGCGUCACAUACAUCACAUUCCAGUGGAUUCUUCAUGCCUUUGGUUUCACAUGGUGGCCUUAUCCCUUUCUAGAGCUCUCAACCCCAUGGGCACCUCUAUGGUAUCUCGGAAUGGCUUUCAUCCACGUUCCUUGUUAUGGUGUGUACAUAAUGUUGGUGAAAGCACAGAAGUCUAUUUUUUCUAAGCUGUUUCCGCAAGCAUUUGUCAGAUCACAUCAAUGGAUAUCACCCCACCAAAAAGCAGCCUGACCUCUGAGGUACUAGAGUGAAGUAGUCAUAUAGCACAGUGAAAAGUACUCCAAUUUGGACACCACCAACAUAUGCUUCAAAUAUCCCAGAACUUAUGAAGCAUAUAAAGAUUGGCAGUUCAUAUGCAAGCAUUGUGCUUACUAGCUUGUAUAUGUGUUAGUAAUCAAACUCUUAUAUACAUGCCUGGUACAUUUAUGUCGUGAUCAAACGACUACAAAACAAUGUAAGCUUUGGUGAACUCUUGAGAUGUAUGCAAGAAAUUGUAAGCAUCUUUACCCUAAAACAAAACUAAGAUUAGUCAAUUAACUACCAAAAGAAUGGGAAGAAUGUGGCAGCAUUAUCAACUA
Chenopodium quinoa (quinoa) is the source of this 1544-nucleotide messenger RNA. RefSeq lists its product as uncharacterized. The record is from RefSeq and is a predicted model, not a curated record. The transcript is spliced from 9 exons. Gene Ontology annotation, cellular component: membrane. NCBI's taxonomy places the organism in Eukaryota, Viridiplantae, Streptophyta, Magnoliopsida, Caryophyllales, Amaranthaceae. Bases 205 to 1197 code for a protein of 330 amino acids.